This is a messenger RNA of Thalassophryne amazonica, 2143 nucleotides long. RefSeq names its product heterogeneous nuclear ribonucleoprotein L-like. Gene Ontology annotation, cellular component: nucleus. Lineage: Eukaryota; Metazoa; Chordata; Actinopteri; Batrachoidiformes; Batrachoididae. The record is from RefSeq and is a predicted model, not a curated record. Gene Ontology annotation, molecular function: mRNA binding. The transcript is spliced from 14 exons. Gene Ontology annotation, biological process: regulation of RNA splicing; mRNA processing. The coding region runs from base 81 to 1673 and encodes 530 amino acids.
UGUGAGCCUCGGUUUUGUUGAACUUUUCCGUUCAUUUCGGUUCGUCGUUUUAAACGCCAGCCUUUUCAAACCGGGACAGCAUGGCGACCACAGCCAGCCGUUAUUACAGCGAGGACGGCAGAGCUUCCAAAAGACAGAAAACCGAAGGAAUGGCCACUGGAUAUGAAGAUCCACACAAGACACCCCCAUCUGUGGUGUUGCAUGUACGGGGGCUGGUGGACGGUGUUACAGAGGCUGACCUGGUAGAGGCCUUGCAAGAGUUUGGAGCAAUCAGCUAUGUGGUGGUGAUGCCAAAUAAGCGCCAGGCCUUGGUGGAGUAUGAAGACAUGAAUGGAUCAUCAACAGCUGUAACCUAUGCUGCAGAUAAUCAAGUAUACAUUGCCGGCCACCCAGCUUUUAUCAACUACUCUACCAGCCAGAAGAUCUCCAGGCCAGGAGAUUCUGAUGACUCCAGAAGUGUUAAUAAUGUCCUCCUGCUCACCAUUAUGAAUCCCAUCUAUCCCAUUACCACGGAUGUUAUCUACACUAUCUGCAACAACUGUGGACCUGUCCAGAGAAUUGUCAUCUUCAGGAAAAAUGGUGUUCAAGCAAUGGUUGAAUUCGACUCUGUGCAAAGUGCACAGCGGGCCAAAGCAUCACUCAAUGGAGCAGACAUCUACUCCGGCUGCUGCACGCUGAAGAUAGAGUACGCAAAGCCCACUCGCCUGAAUGUUUUCAAGAAUGACCAGGAUACAUGGGACUACACAAAUCCUAAUGUGGGAGGCCCAGAUGGUGAUGCAGAUGGAAAUGGGAGCAAUGCAGAAGAUGUCGGUGCAAACCCCAACAAGCGCCAGAGACAGCCUGCUCUGCUGGGCGAUCACCCUCCAGAGUACGGAGGUGGUUACCAUGGUUAUGAUGACAGCUACGGCUCCUCACAUUAUGAGAGUCACCGCAUGGGCCAACAAAUGAGAGGGCGUGUUGGAAGAAACUAUGGGCCUAGCUAUGGACCCCCUCCCCCACCACCUGGCGAGUAUGGUGUGCAGGCAGAUUCUCCUGUCCUCAUGGUGUAUGGUCUGGACCCGGCCAAGAUGAAUGCAGACAGAGUUUUCAAUAUCUUCUGUCUCUACGGAAAUGUAGAACGGGUGAAAUUUAUGAAGAGUAAGCCAGGCGCCUCCAUGGUGGAAAUGGGAGACUGCUACGCUGUGGAUCGAGCUAUCACGCACCUCAACAACAACUUUCUCUUUCAAAAUAAGCUCAAUGUGUGUGUAUCAAAGCAGCAAAGCAUUGUACCUGGGCAGUCUUACGAGCUGGAAGAUGGUUCAGACAGUUACAAAGACUUCCAUAGUUCCAGAAACAACCGGUUCACCUCCCCAGAACAGGCUGCGAAAAACCGCAUCCAGCACCCCAGCAACGUGCUGCACUUCUUCAAUGCCCAACCAGAUGUCACUGCAGAACUCUUCUCUCAGAUUUGUGAAGAAGUUGGUGUCAAGCCCCCCGUCAAUGUCAAGCUGUUCACAGGAAAGGGUGGUGCCAGUUCCAGUGACCGCAGUGCUUCUGGUCUGCUGGAGUGGGAGUCCAUCAAUGAUGCCAUGGAGGCGCUGGCGAUGAUGAACCACUACCAGAUGAAGAAUGCCACCGGACCGUACCCGUACACUCUGAAGCUCUGCUUCUCCACUGUCCAGCAUGCCAACUGAGCGCUCCAUCACAGCCACGGAUGCCACCAAUGGUCCACAAUCCCAUAAGUGUAGGCAAACCUGGAGACACUUCAGUGUGUGAAUAUUAAACCUCACCACAGAAUUCCUCCCUGCAGUGUUGAGUGACCAUAACUGGCAUAUGAAGCUAACCAUAACAAGCAUGUGGAAAUCUUCCUUUUGUGUCUCCAGUGUGGUUUGUAGCGCCAGUGUCUCUUUGAUGUUCAGUUGUCAUUUUUUACUUAGUGUGUUAUUAGGCUUCUGCGCUAGGCUGUUUAUGUGAGAACGUGCUCUGAAAAGACUUGUUUUAUGCUGAGGUUGGUCUGUGCCAGUGAAUAGAAAAUUUCUUUUGAAUAUUUGUUUUUGCUUCUCCCCCCUUCUUGUUUUUAGUUGCUGCCUCUUCAGUUAUGCAGCUUACAUCUGGUAUGUAGAGGGAUCAUGUUUUGUUCUAAGACAAUAAAAUUUUAAGUUGU